GACGGAGUCUAUCACCUUGAAAAACUAAUUAAGGAAAAUAGCUAGAGGUGAUUUAUGGAUUCGAUGAGAGGAGAUAAAAGCUCAACGUAACGUACUGGUUAGUACGCAGAUCACAUUCUGUCAUUCCCGGCACAACUAGUCUCAUCCAGCUGUUAUUCAAAAUGAAGUCUGUCAUUGUGAGCCUGUCAUUGUUGUGCUUGUUGGUCGGCGUUUCGGAGGCGUGGUUCCUCAAUCUCAAGUCCGGCAAGUCUGACAAAGCAGCUAAAGUAACGUCAGCACCGAAUUCACGAAAAAUCAUUCUGGUAGCCAAGAAGGUCUACGUUCCGAUGUACGCGUCUGACGACACGGCCUCAGCAGUUGCCGACCGACUUCUGCCCAUUUCUCCCGCACUGACAUUUUCUGAUGGAACUCUGAUGGAUGGACGCCAACAGCCAAUGGCCGUCGACUAUUCCAGCUCGAUGUAUCUUCAACCACCUCCAGUUGCAUCAUACGCCAUGUACGCUCCCGCUUCGGCUAACGUGGCCGCCACUUACGCAGCUCCUGUCCAGAUCCCUGCUGUUGUUGCUGACCAGGGUGUUUUACCCCAACAAUAUGCCGUUUACCCCGCUGGAAACGGAGCUGCUGGCCCGCAAUACUUUCAAUACGCUGGUGCUCAGCAGAUGUCUGAUGGGACUUGGGUGAUGCAAUACUCCGGAGCUGGAGAUGCGGUUGCUGAAGGUGCGCCUUACCCGCCAUCAGGAAACGACAAAGAGACGGUUGCCGAUGGAUCUGCAGUUCCGGUUCCAACUGAAGCGUAUGCAAAUGCUUGACUGAAGUGAUCACAUUGGUUUUAUCUGUAACUUAACCUUAUUUUAUUAACCAUAAUUGACAUGCUGGACAAAAUUGUUGACUGUAAAUAAUAACCGGAGAAUAGUGACACAAUAAAGUAUUUUUACCAAA
Molecule: messenger RNA, 939 nt
Organism: Daphnia pulicaria
Lineage: Eukaryota; Metazoa; Arthropoda; Branchiopoda; Diplostraca; Daphniidae
Exons: 3
Coding region: 162-809 (215 amino acids)
Source: RefSeq, a predicted model, not a curated record